AUGGGGACUGUACCAGAUCCUCUGAGAUCUGCCAAGCUUUCCCUGGUCACAGCUCCUGCGGAGGAGGAUCACCUGGGAGAUCCACAGUCUGCUAAUCACCAGCCCCAACUACCCAGUGGAGAGAGGCCCAGCAAUGGCUUUCCAUGCACACCAUCCAGCUCUGCUGGAGUCUGCUUGUUUGACCUGAACUGCUCAGGGGCUGCCAGCACACAGAAGAGUGAGCCAUGCCACAAAGACAAUGCUAGCCAGCAGGAAGCCGUUCCUCCGGGGCUCACCGGCAGAGCUUCAGAGGAGUGUCCUUCAGCCGUAGAGCCUGCUGGUUGCUCCUGGCCAGCAGGCAGCCAGGGACCAGCAGCACCACCCCCCACUGGAGGAGGAGCCCCUUUGGUGGCGUGGGGGCCAGAGAUGAUGCCAGCCCCCCAGAGCUCCCGGCAGUUUGUGCAAGGCAGCCAGGCGAAAAUGAGCCCCCUGACACAAAUGGAUGACUCUGCCUUGAAACCUCAGGGGACUGAUGAUCAGCCAACACUUGAGGUGAUAAAUUAUUCUUCCCCAAGCGACCCUAUCCGGGGUAACGAAUCUUGUCCUACUUCUCAGGCAAACCUUCUGCAAAAAGGGGAAAAAGACAGGGGAGCAGAAAAGCCUGGUUCUGCUGCGUGUCAGCCAGCCUCGCCAGCACGGCAUACCAAAGGUGACCUGGGCAGAGACCCACUGACCAAUUUGGGGGCAAAAAGCGGGGCUGUGGACACCCUGCAGUCGCAUCCCAUGGGUGAAGCUGAAGCGGUGCAGAGCAGCGAGGCACCAGCCCAGUCUAGCCACGAGACUCCACGUUCCGUACACAACGUGGGUGCCGAGCUGGGGACCCCAGGCCCCACCCAGCUCUCCAAAUUCAGAGAAACGGGUACAAUGACAGUUCAGCCAGAGAGCAGCUCUUUAACUCAGGAAGCAGUAAGCAGGACAUGGCGAGAUGCUGAGGUUCAGGCCGUGGCUACCGUUGAGAGCAAAUCGGCCUCCACUAGUCCCAGCAUCCUUGCUGCCUUCUUAAAAGGGAAUCCUCCUCCAGAGGAGAAGGAAGAACUGCACAUUAUUUACCAAGGAGGCGUGGGGCUGAGCCAGUCUGCACUUAGUGAAAGUUUAUCCUCACAACAAAAGUCCCCAGGUUCUCCUGAUACCACGUUGAAAUCGACUGUUUUUAUGGCUGUGACUGCUUCAGCCCAAACCCAGCCUGUCAAACUGCCUGGGGUCCCGUCUGGUGUGGUGUCUCCAGCACCAGCAGAUAAUGCAAAACCUGUUCUACCCUUCUCCCCUGCAGCCGUUACCUCUCAAGGGACCUCUGUGGGUAAUGCUGAAACAGUGGGUGCAGCCUGUGACAGCAGGUAUGCUGCUGGGCUGCCAGUGGAUGCCCCAGUCCCACCAAAACCCAUCCCUGUUGGGCAACUUGCAGUUGACUACAGUAAUAAAACUCCAGCACAGUCCAUGUCUGGCACUGGUGAACCAAGCACCACUUCUGCUGCUGCUGCUGACCCAGGAACCCAGGAGAACAAAGUGCAAGAUCUUGUCCAUGAUGCAGGAGGCAGCCAGUUACCUUUACUCUGUAGCACAGACAAUGAAGUCAAGCAGAAGGAGGUCCUGGGCAGCUCUGAGCAAAAGCCUCUGCAAAGUAAGGGUGCCAGUCAAGGGGAGGCCAUUCCUAAUCAGUCUGUGGUGAAACCAAAGGAAGAAAACUCAGUGGUGCUUGAUCCUGAAGGAGGGAUAAAUGUUAGCAGCCAGCCUGCCAUUGUCCACAUAAAGGCUUGCUCAGAGGAUGCACGUGAGAAGGAGGAGAGCAGAGACCAGGGAGACACUGGCCAGGCCCAGGUGGCUGGUGGCCAGAGCCUGCAGGCAGGACUGACGCCCCAGUUAGGUGCAAGUUCUCCACGUCUCGCCCCUCCCUUGGAGGCAUCAGCAGGUCCCCAGCAGCAAGGCCUCCAGGCCAAGGAAUCCAGAUGUGAGCUUCACACAGCAGCUCUUCCUGCUUCUGCUCAGGCCUUGCCAAACCUGGGGGAAAACAAGAAGCAACCCAUCCCGGCCAUGGAGGCAAAAGUGCAGGUGAAGCAGUCCAAGCACAUCAGGGAUGUGGUUUGGGACGAGCAGGGCAUGACAUGGGAGGUUUACGGUGCUUCCCUCGAUCCAGAAUCCCUGGGAAUUGCCAUCCAGAACCACUUACAGAGACAAAUACGGGAACACAAGAAACUGAUCCGGGCCCAGAACAGUCAGACCCGGAAAUCCAUUUCCUCGGAUACAUCCUCAAAUAAAAAACUGAAAGGGAGGCAGCACAACGUGUUCCAGUCCAUGCUGCAGAAUUUUAGGCGUCCUAAUUGCUGUGUCCGACCCGCUCCCUCUUCUGUGUUAGACUGA
Molecule: messenger RNA, 2394 nt
Organism: Merops nubicus (carmine bee-eater)
Lineage: Eukaryota; Metazoa; Chordata; Aves; Coraciiformes; Meropidae
Gene: GPRIN3
Product: GPRIN family member 3
Exons: 1
Coding region: 1-2394 (797 amino acids)
Biological process (GO): neuron projection development
Cellular component (GO): plasma membrane
Source: RefSeq, a predicted model, not a curated record